AUGGCACCUCAACUCGAGCCAUACUUCAAAGAGGUUGAUAACCUCGCCGAAUCCUUUAUCGACCGGUUGCGAAAGGCGGUUGAAAUCCCCUCAGUUUCAGCCCAAGAUGAGAGGAGAGGAGAUGUUGUUAGGAUGGCCCAUUUCCUUGUUUCGGAGCUCGAAGCUCUCGGCGCCGAAGUAGAACUGCGCCCUUUGGGGAAAGAGCACGGAAGGGAACAUUUAGAUCUCCCGCCCGUUGUCCUAGCCCGCUAUGGCAACGAUAAGAACAAACGCACAAUCCUUGUCUAUGGGCAUUAUGAUGUGCAACCUGCUGCAAAGGAUGAUGGAUGGGCCACAGACCCUUUUACCCUUACUGUUGAUGACAAGGGAAGAAUGUACGGCCGUGGCAGUACUGAUGACAAAGGCCCUGUUCUAGGUUGGAUUAAUGUGAUCGAGGCGCAUAAAAAGGCCGGAAUCGAAUUCCCCGUCAACCUCCUCUGCUGCUUCGAAGGCAUGGAAGAAUUUGGUUCGCUGGGCUUGGAGGAAUUUGUCAAGGCAGAGGGCAAGAAGUAUUUCAAAGACGCCGAUGCCGUGUGCAUCUCCGAUAACUACUGGUUAGGAACCGAGAAACCGUGUUUGACAUACGGCCUUCGAGGUUGUAACUACUACGCUUUGUCGGUUUCUGGCCCCGGCCAGGACUUGCACAGCGGUGUUUUUGGUGGAACGGCACACGAGCCAAUGGUUGAUUUGGUGACCCUUCUUUCACGACUAGUUGAUCCGCAAGGAAACAUUCUCAUUCCAGGGAUCGCGGAUCUCGUGGCACCUGUAACGGAGGACGAAAAAGAUUUAUAUGACGCCAUCAGCUAUUCAAUGGAUGAUUUCCAUGAAUCAUUGGGCAGUCAAACCUCUAUUUUUUCAAGCAAAGAACAAACUCUUAUGCGUCGAUGGAGAUUCCCUUCUCUCUCAAUCCAUGGAAUUGAGGGUGCAUACUACGCACCCGGCGCGAAAACAGUAAUUCCUGCUAAAGUUAAUGGAAAAUUUUCCAUUCGAACGGUACCUAACAUGCAAAGCGAAGAUGUGACCAGACUUGUCACCGAGUAUAUCAACGCGGAGUUCGCAAAGUUGAACAGCAAAAACACUGCGCAGGUGUCUCUUAUUCAUGACGGGAAAUGGUGGGUUGCCAGUCCCAAACAUUGGAAUUUCGAAGCUGCCAGCAAGGCGGUGGAACAAGUGUUUAACGUCGUCCCGGAUAUGAUACGCGAGGGUGGAAGUAUUCCGAUUACAUUGACCUUCGAAGAGGCCACGGGCAAAAAUGUGCUCUUGCUCCCCAUGGGUAGCUCUACUGAUGCUCCCCAUUCCGCAAAUGAGAAAUUAGAUCGACGCAAUUAUGUCGAGGGCACGAAACUUUUGGGCGCAUAUCUCCACUAUGUGGCUGAAGAGCCCAUGACAGCAUGA
Messenger RNA from Uncinocarpus reesii 1704, 1434 nucleotides. RefSeq lists its product as uncharacterized. NCBI's taxonomy places the organism in Eukaryota, Fungi, Ascomycota, Eurotiomycetes, Onygenales, Onygenaceae. Gene Ontology annotation, molecular function: metallodipeptidase activity. The transcript has 5 exons. Bases 1 to 1434 code for a protein of 477 amino acids. Gene Ontology annotation, biological process: proteolysis. The record is from RefSeq and is a predicted model, not a curated record.